This is a messenger RNA of Anopheles funestus (African malaria mosquito), 1260 nucleotides long. RefSeq names its product GPN-loop GTPase 1. Gene Ontology annotation, molecular function: GTPase activity. The record is from RefSeq and is a predicted model, not a curated record. Bases 102 to 1232 code for a protein of 376 amino acids. NCBI's taxonomy places the organism in Eukaryota, Metazoa, Arthropoda, Insecta, Diptera, Culicidae. The transcript is spliced from 4 exons.
CCUGGCUCUGCACGCACUUUUUGUUUACCAUUGGUGUAAGGCGCGUUUGUGAUCGCGGCAAGAAAGAAUUUACUGACUCCAAAACUCCAUUAAAUAUAAGGAUGGCAUCAGAGCCGACUACCGCAGAGUUUUCUGCAAGUUCUGCAGGAAAUAAACCAGCUAAGAAUGGCCCCGUAUGUAUCAUUGUUCUUGGAAUGGCGGGAUCAGGCAAAACUACUUUCGUACGAAAAUUAGCUCAACACCGGCAUAGGAAUGGUUCCUUGCCUUACUUGAUUAAUUUGGAUCCUGCAUGUCACGAAACACCGUAUCCAGUAAAUAUUGAUAUACGUGACACGGUAAAAUACAAGGAAGUGAUGAAACGCUACAAUCUGGGACCAAACGGAGGAAUCGUGACAGCGUUGAACUUGUUUUCCACCAAAUUUGGAAAAGUGGUCGAGCUGAUUGAAAAUGCGAAGGCAACGCAUGAAUACUGCGUCAUAGACACACCAGGACAAAUUGAAGUAUUCACUUGGUCGGCAUCAGGUACUAUAAUUACCGAAGCGUUGGCCACCGCUUUUCCGACCGUUAUUGUAUACGUAAUGGACAUUGUUCGUUCUACUAGCCCUACCACAUUUAUGUCCAACAUGUUAUACGCUUGCUCCAUCUUGUAUAAAGCGCGUUUACCUUUUAUAAUUGUCAUGAACAAAAUAGACAUACAAGAGCACAAUUUUGCGGUGGAGUGGAUGCAAGAUUUUGAAGCAUUCCAGGAAGCACUUGCAAACGAAACAGCCUACGUGAGUAAUCUCACUCGUACGAUGUCGUUGACGCUGGAUGAGUUCUACCGAAACUUGAAAUCUUGUGGUGUUUCGUCAGUAUCUGGAAUUGGUUUCGAAAAGUUUUUCAUGCUGAUCAGCGAAGCAGUAAAUGAAUAUGAAAAUGAUUAUAAACAUGAGUACGAUAGAUUGCGUAAAGAUAAAUUGAACAAAAAAGAACACGAACAACUAACCACAAACGAUGGCAUGGGCGAAGAAGUGGCUCUGGGUAGUGAGAAUACGGUUUCUUCUGUUCCAAAUGAUCCAAUUUACCUAAAACACCCGGCAAAUGAAAGCUCUGAUGAUGAUGAAGGACAUGAGUGUGAUAGUUCGGUUGUGGCUGUGGGGGACGAUGAAGCUGAAGAGAUUAACUUCAAUAAUUUUAUCCUUCAACACCGUCGACAACAGGCCGAAAAGCACCAAAAACAAAAUAAUAAAUAAAGCCACAACACGAAGGUUCGACAAAUCA